CGUACCGUUCAUGCUGUGAAUAAAAUGGCGGAGUUGAAUGAGUAGGGUGUCUCCAACCAUAUUCUUCCUUUUAAAAGAAAAGAGGUGACUAUAGACCAAUACCAACUCUUAUUAAGGCUAGAGGAAUAGUUUGUAUUGCGUCUACGCGAUAUACUGUACGUUUAUAAGCUUCUGUAAGGGGGAGAAGGACAGGGCAAGCUUGAUUGGUUAUGAGAAAAGGGAGUUAGUCUCCCCCCAUGCUUAUAAUUGAGACGUCAGCUGCUGGGGAAGACACCACCAGCUGCACUGCUAGUAGCAUGAGUACUGUAGACUCUUCAUCGAGGUCACAACAUUGGGAUGGUAGCUCAAAGAAGGAGAAGAGUGACAUAACUAGUCACAAUACUCCGCAUAGUAAAGGAGGUGGUUCCCACGGCACUAAUUCCUCUACUGAUCCUACUGUCCAGGCCAGUAGAGGGGAGAGAACCACGUCUAAUGCACGGGUACACCCAAAGGCGGAGCUUAAAAAUAACGAGAAACAAAUGUCUAAUUCUAACCAUGCCUCCUCAAAGUCACAUGACAGGAAGAGAAAGGCCAGUAAUGAGGAUGAUGAGAGUGAAGACACUUGGACUGAGCACAAGAGCUCCUCCGGUCGUAUUUAUUUUUAUAACAAGCGACUGGACAAAUCCCAAUGGGAGAAACCUUCCAAAGGAACAGUGAAAAAGCUAAAGACUCAAGAUACUAAAGUCCCUGCAUCAUCGAGCAGUCGCUCUACAUCCUCUACUCAACACGGAUCAGGGACUCAUGCCUCCUCCUCUUCUUCUAAAUCUCAUUCUCACUCGGCCCACAAAGGAGGAGGGACACACCAUUCUUCUUCUUCUCAUCAUCAUCAUCAUCGUGAUAGUCGGGACGUUAGCGGCCCCGGGGGGCAGUCUAAUGUUCAUCAUCAUCAUCAUCAGUCUGAGUAUAAUACCACACCUAGGAGGAAAACUGAUAAGAGACCCAGCCUGUCAAGCAGUCACGCCAGUAAAGCUAAUAAAAGUUUAACAGAAGGAGGUGUGGCUGGUAUUUCAUCCCCACCCACUACCAAACCCCCCAGCAAUACGCUCUCUCCCUUACCUCAAACCCCAACCUCCUCUCGGUCGUUAGUGGGCGGAGUUCCCGUCACCCCCGACAACAAUAUGAUGAUCCCUCCUCAUAUUUUAGCCUCCUAUAUGGGCGUGGUCGAUCCAAUAGGUCCAAAGACUCCGAUACAGACGUAUCCCAGUGGGUGGGUAGGAACUGGGACUGGUACUCCAGAGGUCCACCCUCUACAAAGAGCAAUACUAAUACAAAACCAGUAUACCACUCAGGGCUAUCAAGUAUCUCCACAUCAGCAAGUAAUCUCUUCAGUACCAACCACCCCGGUACAGCAGCACCAGUCCUUCCCUCCCCCUCCUCCACCUCCCCCUCCUCCUUCCUCCUCUGUUCACAUACCCAACGCUCCUUCAAUGAAUCCUCAGAAUGUCCUAAUGGGAUACCAGUCUACUCCUGGAGGAGGCGGAGUCUAUCAUUACGAGACUCGGCAGCAGGUUCCCAUCUCUUCCCAGAAGCUUAAGGUCCCCAUGUCUCGUUUGGGGGCGUGGCCAAGACCAGAGACAGAUUUUCCUGACCCUGCCUCUUUAAAGCCACUGCCGCAGCUACCUAGUAAUGAUUUUUACAGUUUUGGUUUAGUACAGAGCUGGUCUUCAUCGAUAGAACCUAUUAACAAACAAAUGGAUUCCUCUCAGACUGAGUCACUAUCACGUACAACAGUUGAUGUGGCAUAUCACUGUGGCCAGCUAGCAAAGAACCUACUGGCUCUUGAAUGCUGUAGAAUGAAAGCAGUGUCUAGGAGAACCAGGUUGAAUGACCUCAUGAAGACCAUUGAUGACAUUGAGAAAAGAUGAUUGAUUGAUUAAUCUGUCUUACUCUUUCCUUUUCUCUCUCUCUCUCUCUCUUUCUUUUUUUCUGCUGUUAAUCUCAUCACUAUUGAUAGUCUUAUUAUUAUUAUUAAGCGCUUUAUGUAUAACUUAACACUCUCAGCUGUGUGUACAGAUAAUGAUCGUUUUAAAUGUUUGAUUUUUUGAGAUGACACGCACACAUGCACACAAUAUUAUGAAUGACAUGAUGAAUUUUUUUAAAAUGAUAAGUUAAACUACAAA
Molecule: messenger RNA, 2159 nt
Organism: Amphimedon queenslandica
Lineage: Eukaryota; Metazoa; Porifera; Demospongiae; Haplosclerida; Niphatidae
Product: WW domain-containing adapter protein with coiled-coil-like
Exons: 11
Coding region: 237-1904 (555 amino acids)
Molecular function (GO): protein binding
Source: RefSeq, a predicted model, not a curated record